This is a messenger RNA of Austrofundulus limnaeus, 947 nucleotides long. Its product is annotated as atrial natriuretic peptide-converting enzyme. Gene Ontology annotation, biological process: proteolysis. Gene Ontology annotation, molecular function: serine-type endopeptidase activity. Lineage: Eukaryota; Metazoa; Chordata; Actinopteri; Cyprinodontiformes; Rivulidae. The record is from RefSeq and is a predicted model, not a curated record.
GAGAGAGAACGCAGACCUGUGGAAGGUGGUUCUGGGUCUGACCAACUUGGACCACCCCAGUCCUCACAGCCAGAGCCGAGGGGUUCGCUCCAUCAUCGUUCAUCCACGCUACAACCGGGCCGUGGUGGACUAUGACAUCAGUGUGGUUCAGCUGGACUCUGAGGUGGAUGAGACGGUCUAUGUCAGACCGGUGUGUCUGCCUCAACCUGGACAGCUGCCCUCACCAGACUCCUACUGUUACAUCACCGGCUGGGGUCACAUGGGCAACCGUAUGCCGUUCAAGCUGCAGGAGGGAGAGGUCCGAAUCAUCUCCAUGUCCCAGUGUCAGUCCUACUUCGACAUGAAGACCAUCACUCCCAGAAUGCUUUGUGCUGGAUAUGAAGCAGGAACAGUGGACUCCUGCAUGGGUGACAGCGGCGGCCCGUUAGUGUGUGAGGAGCAGGACGGAGCUCGGUGGACGCUGUUCGGUCUGACUUCGUGGGGCAGUGUGUGUUUCAGUAAAGUUCUUGGACCUGGAGUUUACAGCAACGUCACUCACUUCACCCCCUGGAUCCAGCAGCAGAUCUACAUCCACACCUACCUGACAGACUGACUCCGCCCCCUCACGCUUCUCUAAGCACCCGGUCAUUCCUGGAGGAAGUGAUGUCACGUCAGUAAUAACUCACUUCAGCUCCUCCUGUGCCUAAAACUGUUCCAAGAGCCUCUGAAGCUAACAGCUGAGAGAUAAAACUACAAACACUGACAGGAAGUUGAUAUAUGAGCUGAAAGAUAAAACUACAAACACUGACAGGAAGUUGAUGUAUGAGCUGAAAGAUAAAACUACAAAUACUGACAGGAAGUUGAUGUAUGAGCUGAAAUAUAAAACUACAAAUACUGACAGGAAGUUGAUGUAUGAGCUGAAAUAUAAAACUACAAAUACUGACAGGAAGUUGAUGUAUGAACUGAAA